AGAACCGUGUGAUUUUUAUCCACACUCCGCCUUUCCGAACGGCAGCUGUGUGAUUUUUAUACGACACACCAGUUCUCGAACGCAACCUAGUUAUGACCACACUCCACAGUUCGACACGCUUCAAACAAUGACAACAUUGUAAGUAAGAUGCAAAUUAAAACAAUUGUUAAUCGGAUCACAAUAAAAUAAUCACUAGUCGCAGUAACAUUAAUUAACUGUUUUAGUGUCGUUUCAUAGUGAUUUUAGCUGGCUAGGAACAGAAAGACAUUAAAUUGAAUGAGGUGAGAAGAGCAUCGAGCCCUGGUGUGGGAAUUUAGCGAGGAAUUUAUAGUGUUGUGUUGUGUUGUGGUACAGAACGGAGAUUAAACCAAAAAUCCGAAAUUAUUGUAUUUUGAUGGUCUUUUGAAUUUUCGAAGAAUUUAAUGGUGAAUUGUUCUAUUGUUUAUGACAAUUUCUCGGACAAUUUAAAAUAAUGUCAUCCCCUAGUGCUGGCAAAAGACGUAUGGACACGGAUGUUAUUAAACUCAUUGAAAGCAAACAUGAGGUGACAAUCCUAGGAGGACUCAAUGAAUUUUGUGUCAAAUUUUAUGGACCAAGAGGAACUCCCUAUGAAGGAGGUGUAUGGAAAGUAAGGGUGCAUUUACCAGAGCAUUACCCCUUCAAAUCGCCUAGUAUUGGCUUCAUGAAUAGGGUAUAUCAUCCAAAUAUUGAUGAAGUUUCUGGUACAGUGUGUUUAGAUGUGAUUAACCAAGCCUGGACUGCCUUAUAUGAUUUGUCCAAUAUAUUUGAAUCAUUUUUACCUCAAUUAUUAACGUAUCCCAACCCUAUUGACCCACUAAAUGGAGAUGCUGCAGCUAUGUAUCUUCACAAACCUGAAGAAUACAAGAAAAAAGUUUCAGAAUAUGUGAGGAAAUACGCCACAGAAGAAGCCCUUAGAAGUGGUGAAAAUGUCAGUUCAGACAGCGAAUCAAGUAUGUCAGAUUUCUCAGAAAACGAAGCCGAAGAUAUGGAGUUAUAACGGGGGCUGGAGGUGCCGCGCUUUACUUCUAAAUCGCUCAAUAGGACUUCCUUGGCCGUUGAAAUUUCUGAAUUUCGUAGAAUUGUAUAUUGUGGUGUGCUUAAUUCGCAAUUUUAAUAAGAUUGUUUCGCGAGUUCAUCGUUUGUUGCUAUCUGAUCUGCUUUAGGUUUGUAUAGCUGGAUUUUCAAUGUAUUAUAAGAGCAAGAAAGAAAUUUAACUUUUUUUCUAAUAAUAAGACAAUAAAGGUUAUUUUAGAGGAGCAUUCUUUAUAUGACAGCAACUAUUAUAUAUAUCUAAUAGUUUUGACUAAAAAUUGAUCUACAGAGUAUUUACCUUUCACUGAUAGAAUGUGGGUUGGGUUAGCAUCUUUAUGAAAGCUUUCAAUUAAAAUUAAGUCCCUGUAAAAAAUUCGAUAGCUGCAUGUAAUAAUUAUUAAAACAGAAAACAUUGUAUUUUUAAUUGUGUCAUAAUUUAUUUGGAUUGGUUAUUAGGUACUAUUAAAAUAUACCUAUAGAGAAUGCAUGAAAUUCGGAAAAACAAUAGUUAUACCCAGUUAUACAAAGGCAGAUCGCGGACUAAAAAUGUCAAACACAUUAGUGAAAGUUUUUUUUAGGUUCUGGUCUUCCCAUGCCUAAUUUGGUUUUGUAUAUUUGUUUGUAUAGAUUUUUUUUAAAUACUUAUCAUGGUGAAUAAACUAUGACAUUGGUAGUAAUAAAGAUAAACAAAGCAAUUUAUGUUAAUGCCCAAAUAUGUAUUUUAACAUUUUUUAUUAUUUUAUAUCACUAUAGUCUAUUUUUUUAAAAGCUGGUAUAUUCAAACUGUUACCUUAUCGUUUAUUGCAGGUGAUUCAUUAAUAUUUCUUAUCAACCGUAAAUUAGUUUCUGUCUUGAGCAUAGCGUUAUGGAGAAGUGUCUUGGAGAACAAACAAGUAAACAAAGAUUUUUUUGAAGUGUAAAUUAACUUCUUAUUAUUUAGAGUCGGUCGUUUAAUGCGGUAAACGUUUAACGCUUUGAGAGAGGGGGAAUGUAGAUAAUGAUAAGAUAGAGCGUGAGAGAACGGUACCACGCUAGCAUGGGUUUUAAGUCAAGAUAGAGAAUCUAUAAAUGGAAGAGAAAGAAAUACACAACGUGUUGUUCAUGAAAAGUAUAGAGGAAGGACAGAUGACCUUAAGCCCUGCAUCUUCUAUUCUCUUUGAUACACUGAGGGCCGAUACUUUUGCUCUCGAUUAAUGAAUUUGAUACGUUGUCAAAGUUUUGCAUGGGCCAAGGUCUAUAAGUAUGAUGUCGUUAGAGCACAUUCUAACCCCUGAUUAUUUUUAACGGCUGUCAAGUGAGAGCAAAAGUACCGGCACUGAAUGACGCAGCACUAUGCUAUUACCGUUUAUAAAAAUAUUAGUACCUACUAUGACUGUUUUUUCAUUCAACCUAUUGUCCACUAACGUCUUCUCUUCUACGCACAGACAUAAUAGCAUAAUCAUCUAUUCAGAAGUGUGGGUAGUGCGUAGCAGACCAAAAGUUUGAAAAAUAUAUCAGUGUCAAGGAUGUCAAUUUAUAGGGUUACUGUACUUCAAUGGCAUAUCUCAAAAUGGAUCCUAUAGAAUGCUUUAAUGUAAUCUUUUAACGAGUACACAUAUUUAUUUAAGUUAAGCCAAAGAAAUUAAUUUUAUUUGGACUGAUACAGUGUCGUGAAAAAUAGAGUACAUAAUAUUUUAGGCAGUGAUAAUAAUAGUAAAAAACUGGGCUUCUUUUAAGUACAUACAGGUGAUAAAUAAAAUAGGUAUAUGUUUGAUAUGACGCUUGUCAAAAUGAUAGCUAUCAUAAUACCAUUACCUGAAGAAAUGUUUAAUCCUUGAUUUUUGUGUUCGAAUAAAUUAAUAAAAAUAUUCCUCCGCAUGUAAAACUUUUUCCUUCCUGUCUAUUAAUGACACUGCCUAAACGCAUUACUAGAAAUCCAAAUUUUCUGUGACACAAAAAAAAAUAUAUUUAUUUUAAACUUAUGUUUUAUGCAUAAUAUAUUUAGAAAUUAAUUACCUAAAUUUUAAUUUGCAUUGGGUGGUUCAAGAAUCACGUUGAUAAUCAGUAGUUAUUUUAAUGUUAUUAAUUUAUAGGUUUUUUACCAUUUACUUUUUUCUAAGUCUAAUUAUACUCUUCAAUAUUUCAAGUACUAGAGACUUUUUGCAGUUUUUGGAUCAGUUAUGGUUACCUUUAUCGGGGAUAAGGAUUGCCACGACUUUCAAAAACAGAGAAUUGGCAACGCCAUACGUUUAGAUUUUUCUGGUAUUCUACGGGAUCUUUCACUAAUUUUUGGAAUUGGCAUUAUCGGAUAAAGCAAUUAAAAAUAGAAUUUUCUGCACCUUUGCUUUCAAAAAACUGAGUCUUUUUUGAGGAAAUAAAUAAAAAAAAAAACUCUCUAAAUAACAAUUUGCAAUUUUACAGUGUUGCCACUUAUUGUCAGCAUUAAAUUUUUUUAAGUUUUAAUAUUUUUCAAAAGUUUGGCAAAUACCAAGAAACAGGUAAAUUAAUUAGGGAUUCAAAAUUUUAUAACAUUUUUUAUUUUUGAACUAUUAUACACUAUUUAAAUGUAUUUUUUGUAUACAAUUAAAUUUUUUUUUACAACUGUAACGGCGCAAUCAAACCUUUAUUUACUAGCUGCAACGGGAACAGCUGUCUGCGCCUUGGCACUGGAUCACUCUUCUUAAAUUUGAUUGAUAUAGUCUAAACAAAAUCGUCUGGCGCAUUUUAAUGAAAUGAAAUUUUUCCAGUAUUGAAGUGUAGAAAGCUCAACACAAACAACACCACAACAAUACGAACAAAAUUAACAAAUGGCGGCAAACAUAUUUUAAAUGCCGUUGCUACACCUAGAAGCAAUGGCUAAUGUGAACGCUAACUCAUUCCUAUAUGUUCAGUAUUUAUAUUUAUAACAGGUGACCAUGAGAUUACUUAUUAAGCUCUAUCUUAGGCAUGGAAAUCAAGAUCGAUUUAAAUUUUGUAAAUGUAUAAUAAUAUCGAUGCAGAAUUCCAUCUUAAAAAAAUUGCUUCCGGUGCGACCUGAAGUGCCAUCAACUUCUUUAUUUCAAACGGCUCGACCCCUAUGUUAAAUAUUUAGAUUCUAGGAAAAAUGCUAAGCAUAUUUUAUAUAUAAAGUCCUAUAUCUAACAUUAACAGUUUUCUGGAAAAUCUCCAAUUAAAAAUCUCAACAAACCAAACUUUUUACCCUUGUAUUGACAUUAGACACCAAAUAUAAUGUACCUUUAUAAAAACUAUUCAAAAUUGUUCGUAGAACACGAAUUUUCAGUUAUAGUACCAUUAAAAUUAUGGCAGGAAUAUAACCUCAGAAGUUGAUCGACCGAAACCCUUCGAUUGAAUCGGAAGUGAAAUUUUUGUGUGUAGGACUCUUUAGUAUACUUCUAGAAGUUAAAAAUAUCGUUUUAGUUUGAAGUCCGUUGUAGUUCAUUACUACAACGAACAUAUUUUUGCUAUUGCGCUUGCUCAGAAUAACGAUAACCACAGCGGAAUCGCAAAAUAAGAGGUGCAAAAAGUCUCUAUUCUUAUUAUAACUAAUCUUUAAACUUAUACUUAGGUGUGUUUUCGCUGAGAUGUCAUAUAUAUUUAGUUAUGUUUUUUAAAAUAUUCCCAGUCACUUUUUUCGAUAUUUGGGAAAGAAAUGCUUUUCUCGAGUCGCAUGUAAAUUUGUACAAUAAUUCAUUGGCCUGGUAAAAUGUAGCUUAUAGGCUUUCUUGAGGCUGUAGGAAGUAGAUCAAAUUGUUGAAUGCAUAAGAAAAAAAAAUGGACGCAAUAUCUGUAAAAAAAUACUUUAUUUUGAAAAAUUCCUCAAAUUUAGUAGUACUCAGUACUCUGUUCACUGUGGACUAAAUGCGAAAUAAAAUUAUGGUGGUUUACAUCAUCGAUUUAUUCUCAUUAGCGAAGGUUAGAUCCAAUAUGUGAUAUGUUGACCUUUAUAAUAACAAAAUAAACAUUGAUAUUCAUUAGAAAAUAGUAGGUAACAAAUAAACUUUUGUUUGUUUUUGGGAUUUUCAGUUUUCUGCAUAUUAGAUUUUCUCUCCCUGAAUAAAUAGCAGCGUGCUGCUUAACCAAGAUGUAACAUAAUGAUGUAAUUUUAAUUUAAGAGUUUGGAAUAUUAAGAUAAAAAAGAUACUUCUCCUCUUUAUAGAAAACACAUAUACCUAUAGAUUAGAUUAUUUGAAUAAAAAUUGUUUUAAUACACAA
Molecule: messenger RNA, 5244 nt
Organism: Ceutorhynchus assimilis (cabbage seed weevil)
Lineage: Eukaryota; Metazoa; Arthropoda; Insecta; Coleoptera; Curculionidae
Source: the annotation of a GenBank genome assembly